AUGGACUCCGACAGUUUUAUUCAACACACUGAAGGAGACCCGGAGGCCACUUUGAGCCCUUUCUCAGACAGCUCCAACUGGAUGGACGAUGGAAACGAGACGAACUGGAACCAGUUCCAACAACCCGGCUGGCAGGUGGCUCUCUGGGCCAUAGCUUACUCUGUCAUCAUUCUGGUGUCCAUCACCGGCAACGUCACAGUGAUUUGGAUCAUCUUGGCUCACAGACGCAUGAGGACCGUCACCAACUAUUUCAUUGUAAACCUGGCCUUCUCUGACGUAUCCAUGGCGACCUUCAACACUCUUUUUAACUUUGUCUAUGCGCUUCACAACGACUGGUACUUUGGUUCGGGUUACUGCAGGUUUCAGAACUUCUUCCCCAUCACGGCCAUGUUUUCAUCAAUUUACUCCAUGGCUGCUAUUGCAGUGGACAGGUACAUGGCCAUCAUCCAUCCCUUAAAGCCUCGUCUCUCCUCUACAUCCACAAAAGUGGUGAUUGCUGUGAUCUGGAUGGUGGCGUUCUCUCUGGCCUUCCCUCAGUGCUACUACAGUGUGACAAGAUUUUACUACCCCAGAACUGUGUGCAUGGUGGACUGGCCUGAUGAUUAUGGAGGAACACAUCAACUAAGCUAUCAGUUUGCCGUGAUCCUCCUGAUCUACUUGGUCCCUCUGCUGGUGAUGCUGGUGACCUACAGUUUAGUUGGCCGAUCACUGUGGGGUGGCCACAUCCCUGGGGAGGCUUCAGAUCACUACCACAGCCAGAUAACAGCCAAGAGAAAGGUGGUGAAGAUGAUGGUGGUCGUGGUGGUGACCUUUGCUCUCUGUUGGAUGCCCUACCAUAUUUACUUCAUUCUGGGCUCAAUUAACAGAGACAUUUAUAAACAGCAUUACAUUCAGCAGGUAUAUCUGGCCAUUUUCUGGUUGGCCAUGAGUUCAACCAUGUACAAUCCUAUUAUUUACUGCUGUCUAAAUCAAAGAUUUCGUGCCGGUUUCCGUCACGCCUUUGUUUGGUGUCCCUUCAUCAACGUGUCGGAGGAGGACAGGAUGGAGCUGCAGCACAAAAACACUUUCAGAGCCACAGUGACGCGCAGCCGACGCAGUGAAACGUCACACACGCACGCCUCCAUCAAAACUAACAGCACGGAGAGAGAUGCAUGUUUGCAGAGGAAAAAACAGACAUGCAGCACAUCCAAGUCACAUCUGCCCAAGAAGAUGGAUUUAACAACCUCAGCUGCCAAAUAUACGGAGCAAAGCCCUGGACUUUAA
This is a messenger RNA of Nematolebias whitei (Rio pearlfish), 1263 nucleotides long. RefSeq names its product tachykinin receptor 2 (gene tacr2). Gene Ontology annotation, molecular function: substance K receptor activity. Lineage: Eukaryota; Metazoa; Chordata; Actinopteri; Cyprinodontiformes; Rivulidae. Gene Ontology annotation, biological process: positive regulation of flagellated sperm motility; G protein-coupled receptor signaling pathway. The transcript is spliced from 7 exons. The coding region runs from base 1 to 1263 and encodes 420 amino acids. The record is from RefSeq and is a predicted model, not a curated record. Gene Ontology annotation, cellular component: plasma membrane; sperm midpiece.